AAAUACAAAAAAAAAAAUAAAAUAAUAAAUAAAUUUAAAAAAAAUAAAUAUUUAUUAUUCAAAACAAAAAAAAAUUGUUAUGUUUUUCGGUAAACAACUAAUUGAUAGUAAAUUUAUAGUUAGUUUUAUUGCAAUCAUUGUAAUCACACAAACACACAGACAGACAGCUAAUGUCGUCGACAAUCACUUCAGAGUCCAAGACAUCAUCGCCGCCGCCGACGCCGUUGUUGUCGACCUCAACAACAACACCAACAACAAUAGCGGCCAAACCGUCUGCGGACACUUUACCGGCAACAACAACAACAAUGGUGGCCAAAGUAUCGACAUCGGCGGCGGCACCGGUUGUUGUUAGUAGUAGUAGUAGUAGUAGUAGUGGACAGUCCUCGUCGCCAAAGCCGACAACGCCGUCGGCGACAGUUAUCACCGAUACGACGACCGGAAAGUCGUCGGCGACGGCGGCGGACAAAAGCACAGUGAAAGCCACGGCUGGCAAUACAGCAACGAUGACGACGACGACCGAAAAGGCGGCGCCGAAGACAACAAGAUAUACAAUACCGAAGAUAUCUUCAACACCGAAGACAACCACAACACCGAAGACUACAACAACAACCACAACACCGAAGACUACAACAACAACACCGAAGACAACAACAACACCGAAAACUACACCAACAAUACUGAAGACUACAACAACAAUACUGAAGACUACAACGACAACUCCUAAGACUACAACAACUCCUAAGACUACAACAACUCCUAAGACUACAACAACUCCUAAGACUACAACAACACCGAAAACUACUACAACAACACCGAAGACAACAACUUCAAAGACAACAACAACUCCUAAGACAACUCCGAUUACUACCACCACUACUACAGCGUCCUCUAGCUCUUCGUCUUCGUUAUCCACAACAAAAUCCACACAACGAAAGUCGGCGACGGCGGCGAAAAAUGCCAUCAAAGCCGCCGCCGCUGCUGCAGCUACGGCCGAGUUGGUGGACAACAAUAACUCCACCCCUACGACCCCGGCCUCCACCACCACCGGCAGUGAUGAAAACGAAAACGUUUCGCUCUACAAGUUUACGGUUAACGAAAAGGUACUCUGUCUGGAACAGAGACAGGAACCGCUCAUCUAUGAGGCCAAGUGUCUGAAACGUCGUCAAGUGGACGGCCAGUGCCAGUAUUUUAUCCAUUAUAACGGCUGGAACAAAAAAUGGGACGAAUGGGUGGCCGAUCAGCGAGUGUACAAAAUUACUGAUGAAAAUCGUCGCCGACAACAGGAACUAAAGGCCGAACAUUUGGCCAAAGAAGCGGCCAAUAAACGCAAGAACACGGCCGCCGCCGCCAACGCAGCAACAGUUGUUGCCGAUACCAAUGGCAACCAAAAAGAGUCGACACCGACGGCUGCCAAACGGGCCAAGACAUCUACGACAACGACAGCGACGUCGGCGACUAAUGGCAAAAGUGCGGCCAAAGAUCGUAAUUAUAGUUCCAAUAGCAGCGAAAGUUCGGUAACAACGACGGCCAACAACAACAAAGUCACUGAUAAUAAUAAUAACAAUAAUAAGAACCGAAAAGGUAGUCACAAAUCGGUUCCGGCGUUUGUCGAAACAGAGGACGCUUUCGCUACUAAACCCGAAAUACGUAUCAAAAUACCCGACGAACUUAAGCCGUGUCUGGUGGACGACUGGGAUCUGAUAACCAGACAAUCGCAACUGUUUGAAUUGCCCGCUAAGAUAACCAUCGAUUUUAUACUGGACAACUAUAUCAAGCAGCGGGUGGCCACCAAAUUGACAACCGUCAAGGAAAGUCAGGUACGGGAAGUGGUUACCGGUAUUCGCGACUAUUUCAAUUCGAUGAUCGGCUGUCAACUCCUCUAUCGAUUCGAGCGACACCAGUAUCAGGAACUGUUGGCCAACAAACUACCCGAUCAGUCGAUGUCCCAGAUAUACGGUGCCAUACAUUUGUUGCGAUUGUUCACGAAAUUUGGCCACUUUCUGGCCUUUACAUCGUUGGACGAAAAAACUAUACAGUUAUUGUUGUUGCAUAUACACGACUUUUUGAGAUACCUGUCCAACAAUGGCGAACUGUUCAGUGCCAAAGACUAUCAGACAGCAUCGCCCGAGUAUUUAAGGAAAACUAUGAGCUAAUAGAGCUGAGAGAGAGAGAGAGAGAGAGAGAGGACAGGGAGUCUAUAUAUAUUAGACUAUAGACUUAUCGGUAAUAAUAAAAAAACCCAAUAAUAACAAAUCGAUAGCCACUAGUAGUAGUAGUAGUAGUUGUAGUA
Oppia nitens is the source of this 2290-nucleotide messenger RNA. RefSeq names its product mucin-5AC-like. Gene Ontology annotation, cellular component: NuA4 histone acetyltransferase complex; nucleus. Gene Ontology annotation, biological process: chromatin organization; regulation of DNA-templated transcription. The record is from RefSeq and is a predicted model, not a curated record. NCBI's taxonomy places the organism in Eukaryota, Metazoa, Arthropoda, Arachnida, Sarcoptiformes, Oppiidae. The coding region runs from base 171 to 2153 and encodes 660 amino acids. The transcript is spliced from 2 exons.